UGAUUGCUGUAAGAGCAGGUCACGUGGCAAGGUUUCCUGUAUGCUGCUGCUGCUGGGUGUCCAUGGCCCGCACCCCCAAGCUGCCACUGCAGCAGUAAAGAGUAGCCAGUCCAAGGCUCAGUCUAUGCCAGGCCACCUGGCAGGUGCUGGGGAGGCUUUAGCAAGAGACUUUUGCAUCUUAGCACCUUGGAGAAGAGAGCAAGAGGCCCAUCUCUGUAGAGGACCAUGUUGCGUCGCAAACCGUCCAACGCCAGCGACAAGGAGCCCAGUCAGAAGAAAAAGCUCUCACUUCAGCGCUCCAGCAGUUUCAAGGAUUUUGCCAAAUCGAAGCCCAGCUCCCCUGUGGUGAGCGAGAAAGAAUUUAACCUGGAUGAUAAUAUUCCAGAAGAUGACUCAGGUGUUCUUACCCCAGAGGAUUCUGGGAAGAGUGGAAAAAAAUUGGGAAAGAAGUGGAGGGCAGUCAUUUCCCGAACCAUGAACAGGAAGAUGGGCAAGAUGAUGGUGAAGGCCUUGUCAGAGGAGAUGGGAGACACACCGGAAGAGGGCUCAGCUUCCCCAACAUCUCCAGACUGCAGCCUGGACAGCCCCGGGCCUGAGAAGAUGGCCCUGGCCUUUUGUGAGCAGGAGGAGCGCGAGCUGCCAGCUCUCAGCCGCCAGACAUCAACAGGCAGUGAACUCUGUAGCCCUGGCCCAGGCUCCGGAAGCUUCAUAGAGGAUUCACCCGCUCCCCAGUACACAGGGCCUUUCUGUGGGCGUGCCCGAGUCCACACUGACUUCACUCCCAGCCCUUAUGACCACGACUCGCUGAAGCUGCAGAAAGGAGAUGUGAUCCAGAUCAUAGAAAAGCCACCCGUGGGCACAUGGCUGGGCCUGCUCAAUGGCAAGCUGGGUUCUUUCAAAUUCAUCUACGUGGAUGUGCUACCAGAGGAGGCUGUGGGGCCUGUACGCCCCAGUCGCCGACAGAGCAAAGGCAAGAGACCCAAGCCCAAGACUCUGCAUGAACUGCUGGAGCGCAUUGGCCUGGAGGAACACACAUCCACCCUGCUGCUCAAUGGCUACCAGACCCUGGAAGACUUCAAAGAGCUGCGGGAAACACACCUCAAUGAGCUGAACAUCACGGACCCACAACACCGGGCCAAGCUGCUCACGGCUGCAGAGCUGCUGUUGGACUAUGACACAGCUGGCAGUGAAGAGGCCGAAGAGGGUGCUGAGAGCAGCCAGGAGCCCGUGGUGCACACAGUGUCAGAACCCAAGGUGGACAUCCCACGUGACUCCGGCUGCUUUGAGGGCUCAGAGAGUGGACGUGAUGAAGUGGAGCUGGCAGGCACCGAGGAGCAGCUGCAGGGUCUCUCCCUGGCCGGGGCACCUUGACAUGAAAAUGGCCUUCAAGGCCGAGGCUGAGCCCUAGCUGCAGAGACUGCAGGGAUGGGUGUGGCCUCCCAUAAUGGCAUAGGACCAGAAGACUGGUACAGAAUCUGGCCCUGCUUCCCUAAGAAGGCUUAUGGCUGGGGGCCCUGCCAGGAUGCUACAGGCUCAGAUAGAGUGGAUAAGGGACUACCCAAAGGCAUAUGCUGCUUUUUGGACCCUCUCCCUCCACCAGUGACUGACACAUCCCAUUCUCCCACUGUGGCCAUGCAAGUGGGACACCAAGGGACCUAGUCAUGUGAUCACAG
Molecule: messenger RNA, 1673 nt
Organism: Mastomys coucha (southern multimammate mouse)
Lineage: Eukaryota; Metazoa; Chordata; Mammalia; Rodentia; Muridae
Gene: Sash3
Product: SAM and SH3 domain containing 3
Exons: 8
Coding region: 226-1371 (381 amino acids)
Biological process (GO): positive regulation of B cell proliferation; positive regulation of immunoglobulin production; positive regulation of adaptive immune response
Cellular component (GO): cytoplasm; nucleus
Molecular function (GO): protein binding
Source: RefSeq, a predicted model, not a curated record